Molecule: messenger RNA, 1803 nt
Organism: Dujonia railenensis
Lineage: Eukaryota; Fungi; Ascomycota; Pichiomycetes; Serinales; Debaryomycetaceae
Source: the annotation of a GenBank genome assembly
AUGUCUGAUCAAAACUCGAAAAGGGAUAUAGGUGAAUCCUAUUCUCUUGACAAUAUGGCAUCGGAUGGAACUACUACCUUGAAAAUUGGUCAAUCGGAUGCAAGUGGUGCUUCUCCAUACACAAUCAACAAUACAACUUCUUCCAGAUGGAGAGAUUUCAAAGAUUCAUUUAAAAGAUGUGAAGGUGCAAUUUCUCUCAAUGAUGAAGAAGAAUUGAACGGUUUAACUGACAUAGAAAAAGCUAAUAUUAUCACCAGUAAAUCACCAUUGCAGAGAAAAUUGAAGGGUAGACACUUACAAAUGAUUGCAAUUGGAUCUUCUAUCGGAACCGGGUUAUUCGUUGGUUCUGGGGGUGCUUUAAAUACUUCAGGUCCCUUGGGUGUUAUAAUUGCUUGGCUGCUUACUGGAUUGUCCAUCUUCUGCACUAUCCAAGCAAUGGGGGAAUUGGCUGUAACUUUCCCGAUCUCUGGAUCUUUUAAUGUCUUUGCUAGUAGAUUCAUUGACCCUUCUGUUGGUUUUGCAGUAGCCUGGAAUUACUUCUUCCAGUUUUUGGUAUUAUUACCAUUGGAAUUGGUUGCAGGAUCAAUGACCAUGGAAUAUUGGCAUACCGGCGUCAACCUGGACGUCUGGGUACUUAUUUUCUAUAUUCUUGUUGCAACUAUAAAUUUCUUCGGAGUGAGAAUUUAUGGUGAAGCAGAAUUUGCAUUUUCAUUUGUUAAGGUGAUUGCUGUUGUAGGGUUCAUCUUAGUUUCAUUAGUCUUAGCUUGUGGAGGUGGCCCUACUCAUAGAUAUUUGGGUGCCACAUAUUGGCAUGAUCCUGGUCUUUUUGCAAAUGGGUUUAAAGGUGUUUGCUCCGUCUUUGUUACUAGUGCUUUCUCAUUCGGAGGAACCGAAUUAGUUGGAUUGACUGCUGCUGAGAGUGAAAAUCCUAGAAAGGAAAUUCCUCGUGCUACUAAGCAAGUGUUUUGGAGAAUUAUUAUGUUUUACAUGAUUUCUUUGACGUUGAUUUGCUUCUUGGUGGCAUCGAAUAACCCAAAACUUUUGGGCGCAUCAUCAGUGGAUGUUACUGCUUCACCUUUUGUCAUUGCAAUUCAAGAAGGAGGAAUUAGUGGUUUACCAUCAGUUAUGAAUGCCGUUAUCUUAAUAUCUGUCAUCUCUGUUGGUUCUUCCUCGGUGUAUGCUACUUCUCGUACUUUAACAGCAUUAGCAGAACAAGGACUUGCUCCAAGAAUUUGUGGCUACAUUGAUAGAGCAGGUAGACCUUUGGUCGCUAUCCUCAUAACUAAUGUAUUUGGUUUACUCUCGUUCAUUGCAGCUUCUGGUAAACAGGCGGUCGUUUUUGACUGGUUGUUAAGUAUUUCAGGAUUGUCUUCCAUUUUCACUUGGUUAUCUAUUUGUGUAGCUCACUUAAGAUUUAGAAGAGCUUUGGGCGUUCAAGGCAGAAGUACGGAUGAGUUGAGUUUCAAAUCUCAGACUGGUGUUGUAGGGUCCUGGUUUGGUGUCGUUUUGAACACGCUAGUGCUCAUUGCACAAUUUUGGAUUGCAUUGUUCCCAUUAGGUGAAGCACCAAAUGCUUCAGGGUUUUUCCAGAGUUAUCUUGGCUUUGUUGUUUUGAUUAUCUUUUACUUUGGCCACAAAGUGUGGAAAGGAAAUUGGAUCUUGUUCGUUCGUGCGGUGAACAUUGACGUUGAUGUGGGAAGAAGAGAGCUCGAUAUCGAAGCAUUAAAGGAAGAGCUUCUCGAGGAAAAGAGAGAAUUGGCCAUGAAGCCUUUCUGGUAUAGAUGGUACAGGUUUUGGUGUUAA